GGUUGUAAGCCACCUCUUCACCCUAUUAUAUAUUCUCUCCUCCUCUUUCCCUGAAAACCCCAUAGACAUUUCGAUUGACUUCAGAAUUCUCUUCAUUAGCCUCUUCUUGAUUCACAGAGAAGAAAACAACUAUGGAGUAUUGGCAGUAUUGGCCUAUGGAGAUCACGCUUGUCUCAGCCAAUGAUCUUAAAGAUGUUAGAAGGUUCUCCGAGAUGGACGUCUACACCGUCGUUUCCAUUCUCGGCUAUCCUGGCAAGGAGCAGGAGCAGAAGCAGAAGACACCCGUCCACCAUGAGUGCGGAUCACACCCUAAGUGGAAUUACACGAUGUAUUUUGUCUUCAGUGAGGCUGCCGCCACACAGAACCAACUCACCCUCAAAAUCAAGAUCAAAACCGAACGAACUGUGCGCAGCAGCAAAGAGGUCGUCACAGUGCAUGUUCCGAUCAAGAAAUUGUUUGAUGAGAAGGCCGAAGAGAAUGCCACUAAAUUCGUUACCCACAAUAUCAUGAAUCCGAACGGGAAGAGCGAGGGAACUUUAAAUUUUUCAUACAAGUUCGGCCACAGAUUCACUGGUGUUGCAUCGCUUCCAGGAGAGAAAAAAACAACUAUGGAGUAUUGGCAGUAUUGGCCUAUGGAGAUCACGCUUGUCUCAGCCAAUGAUCUUAAAGAUGUUAGAAGGUUCUCCGAGAUGGACGUCUAUGCCGUCGUUUCCAUUCUCGGCUAUCCUGGCAAGGAGCAAAAGCAGAAGACACCCGUCCACCAUGAGUGCGGAUCACACCCUAAGUGGAAUUACACGAUGUAUUUUGUCUUCAGUGAGGCUGCCGCCACACAGAACCAACUCACCCUCAAAAUCAAGAUCAAAACCGAACGAACCGUGCACAGCAGCAAAGAGGUCGUCACAGUGCAUGUUCCGAUCAAGAAAUUGUUUGAUGAGAAGGCCGAAGAGAAUGCCGCUAAAUUCAUUACCCACAAUAUCAUGAAUCCGAACGGGAAGAGCGAGGGAACUUUGAAUUUUUCGUACAUGUUCGGCCACAGAUUCACUGCUGUUGCAUCGCUUCUAGACGGUCCAAGUUCGGGUGGGAGUACGGGGUCGAAUCUGGUGGUUGAAGCUGUAUCAGCUCUUUUAGACGUGGUGAUGCAGUGAGGCUGCAUCACAUGGUUUGAAAGCUACGAUGAUGGUAACUGUGAUUUUUAAUUUCUGCUUUCUUUAUAUAUUAAAGUCCCACAAGCACCGAAAGUCAUUUUGCAUGUGAAAAAUGUGUAUCCACUUUAUCUAGUCUCAUAUUGCUGUGUAUCCGGUAUGUGUUUAUAUAUAUAUAUAUAUAUAUAUUUGUGUAUGCAAGUCAGUUGAUAAGAAAUAAGAAUCAAGUUUUCUGUC
Molecule: messenger RNA, 1379 nt
Organism: Tripterygium wilfordii
Lineage: Eukaryota; Viridiplantae; Streptophyta; Magnoliopsida; Celastrales; Celastraceae
Exons: 2
Coding region: 132-1145 (337 amino acids)
Biological process (GO): defense response
Source: RefSeq, a predicted model, not a curated record